This is a messenger RNA of Ogataea haglerorum, 327 nucleotides long. RefSeq lists its product as uncharacterized. The transcript has a single exon. The record is from RefSeq and is a predicted model, not a curated record. Bases 1 to 327 code for a protein of 108 amino acids. Lineage: Eukaryota; Fungi; Ascomycota; Pichiomycetes; Pichiales; Pichiaceae.
AUGACGAUGCUGGUUUAUUUCCUCUUCUUUUUGCUGGUGAAGGGUGAUUUCUUCCAGAGCUUCUUUGGCCAUCAGCGUGCGCCAGAGCAGUUUGACUACCAGAGUAAGCAGCUGAACACAGACUGCUCGCAGUAUCUGUGUCCCGAGACUUUUGCCUGCGUGGCAAGCCCUGUUGACUGUCCGUGUCCGUUCCCAGACUCGCAGGAGAAGUGCGUACUCGACAAGAAAAACUACGUGUGCAUAGCCAAGAUGGACAAGAAGGAGCUACGGGACUUCAAGGGAGAAGUCAGAGACUGCAAAUGGGUCCAGAAACAUUGGAGACAAUGA